UCUUCUUGGCAUCUCGGCCAAUGGGGGCGAAGGAGAGGCGCCUCCAGCCCGGCGUGCCCUUGUCGUCUCGGCAUUGGGAUCCAGGGAGGACGCAAGGCAGGGCCGGCAGGUGCUCGGAACCAUCUCAUUCGUCCGGAGUCCUCCUCCUUCCUCCUUGCGCUUUUCAAGGACCGCAGACACUCCCGCAUACGCGCACAGAAAGUACGACCGCCAUGGAAACCGGCAGCCCCAGGAAGAUCCAGUUCACGGUGCCUCUGCUGGACACCCACCUGGACCCGGAGGCAGCUGAACAGAUUAGGAGACGCCGACCAACACCUGCAACUUUAGUGGCAUCCAGUGAUCAGUCGUCGCCAGAAAUAGAUGAAGACCGUCUGCCUAACCAGCUGUACAAGGCUGCAUUGUUGAAUUCCCCUCGACAACGGCGAAAAGGACAAAAAGGAACGCCUACGAUGAAAGAGCUGCAGUUUCUGGUGGAGCAUCACCUGUACAGGCAGCAGCAAGGAGGCGGCGACGAGUGCUCCUCCGAGAGUUGCCUGUCAGACAGGCCCAGCCCCGACUCGGCGGCCCAGGGAGAGGAGCUGCCGCGGGACGACGAGGCCACCGCCGAGGCCUUCGAGAUGCUGCGCUGCCAAAUGGAGGCGGAAUUCUCCAAGGGGAGUCUGUCAGAGGUGGCGGCUGGCGGGUCAGAGCGCCCCCUCCCUGACGAGGAAGACGGUUGCUCCAGGGUCGCUUUGUCAGACGCGUCGUUGCAGCUCAACAACGCACAAGCAGACACAAAAGCGGCGACGCGCGGCACCAGUCAGCCGGCCGACGAGACGACAAAGCAGCUCAGCCCAGAGACAGAAAAAUAAAAUGUUGACGAGAAGAUGGCAAGAGAGAAUUACAGCGCUGGUGUGUCACAAAUGCUGCUCCUUCUACUCAGCCAGCGCCCACGCAAUGACAGAAGAUUGAUUGUGUGUGCGUGUGCGCGUGCAGACUCACUUUCUAGCAACAUCAGGGCAGUCCUUUAGGGCCCCAGUGACCAGCCGGAAAACAACAUUUAUACACAGCCAUACGUUUUCCCAAGGGAAUCUUUCCAUCUUGCCUCUAUGACUCCCAGCUACCCCAUUUUAAACGCUCGAUCCGUUGUAGCGCUCGCGAGCUCUUUGGCACGCCUCCCCUCAUGUCGGCAUUUUAAUUUAAUCACGCACGAUAUGAUCAUGUGGGCCAUGAUGUCUGCGAUCGUUCCAUCAAAGCAAUAACACCGUUUUUAAUACUGGAAAUGUAUCCCUUUAUACAGUUAUCAUUUUAACAUUCUUUCAUGGCAUACAUGUAACACGAGGCAAGUUAUUCACUGUAAAAAAAUAAUAAUAAUGUCAAACAGGUCAGCCUGUGAAGACACCUUGUAGAAAUUUAAAUAUAAAGGGCGCAUGGUGACAUCAAGUUUUGUUUUCUAGAUACAGUAUUGCUAGAGCUGAGUGUGCAAGUAAUCCCCACUUAUUCCAGGGUUGCUAUUUGUAAAUUCACCUUUUUUCUUUUUUUGUGUGUUUUUUUAAAAAAUAAUUUUCUUAGAUGCCAUGAGAUGGCACCAAACCUCUGUCUUAAUCACAAUCGGUCUCAAGGAAGUCUGCUCUUCACUGAGAAACAAGCUUUUAAGGAAUGCAUUUAUCUGAUAUCCUUGAUAUCAAUCUUAAGGCCAGGUGCCCAGACUUUUUUUUACCCCAAAAUCUACUUUUCAAGCAGCCAGCCUCUCGCGAGCUACUGACGUGAUUGGGGAGGGGGGUAAUGAUACUCCCAAACCGUUUUAAGGUUAAUGUUAUGUUGCCUCCGAUAUUUAAAAUACAUAAUUAUCUUUUUGUGCACUGUAUUGUCUGUGCUUUCAUUCUGGAUCAGGCUGUGCCAAGGUGGAAUUUUAAAAUGACACACCAUCUCAUCCUGCACUUUCUACUUUGGCUUCAGACCAGACCUUUCCCGCUCGGAAAAGAGAAAUUCUCGUUUAGUUUCACCACUUUUUCUUUGAUUAUUCAUAUACUCCGACAGUCAUUGCAUCUUAAAACAACAGCAUUUCUUUUUAACUUACUCCAUUAAUAUCGAAGGUAAACAUAAGCAGCACGUCUAUCUCGUCUUUGCUCUACGUUGCCCAGACUGUGUUGCUAACUAAAGCAGCGGUGGUGGACGCUGUCAUUAUAAAACACAUUGAUGUGCUGCAUAAGUACUGCAACAUUUGUAAUUAUGAGUGUAUGUAUUUAAGAGCGGGGGUCACUGGUCGAUCACUAUCGAUGCAUUGAGCACCCCUGUACUAGUGCAUUCUUUGUCCUUACUAAUACGAUGACUUUGGAAUACUAAUAGCACAACUACAUGUGUGGUAAGAUUAUGUACUGGUUGACAAUUACGUGCCACUAGGACUACUAAUGACAAAAGAUUCUAGUAGUUAAUAUCUGCCACUUCACUAGGAAUACUAGUAGCCUGCAGACGUCAACUUGUGCACAGCUUUGCAUCAUUAGUAACAUGUAUUUAUUUUAUUAGUAUGUCCAAGAUAUGUCCUACUAGUGUGCAUAAAUGACACAGAAUAGAAGUGGAAAACUGUGGAGGAACCAGAAGCAGUGAUUCUACUCGUGCUCCAUAGUUGAUAUACUAGUGCGCUGAAUUGUCUUACUAGUGAGGACAAAGACUGUACUUCUGCAUGACUUUGGGUUGGAUAUCACAACGUUGACUAAAUCAGAUUUGUAAGUCGGUGAGGAGCUUUAGUUUGUUUAGCCCGGGUUGUUAGUAGAAGUUAGGAGAGUCUUCGCCAAAGGUGCAUGUAGACGCGCACUUCAGGUAUACCUGUUUUUAAAUCACAGCCAUCGGUAAUCUGUUUAUUUUUGAGGGCAAUGUAAGAUGAGUUUGAAAUUAUGUUUAAUUUUUGGGGAUGGAGGCAAUUGUCACUUUUAACUUGCGCUUUUUCACUAUUGCCCGUAUUUAUAAUAGCAGCCACAUCUUCGUUCCUGUUCUAUGAUUAUAUGACACUGUUUCUUUCCUCAUCGGUGCUGUUUUUAUUUUCAUUUUUCUAAUAUCAUAAACACCUUGCACGAUGCCAAUGUAUUCAGUCCAACUGUACUGUGCUUGGUUUUCCAAGGCCCCAAAACACAUUUUGAAUACCAGGCUGAUGUUUGCUUUGUCCAAACAACAAGGACAUUUUGAAAUUCCCCCUCAUUGAAGUUGCAUUUACAUGUAAAUUGUGACGAUCUUUCCAUACGCCUCAGAUAAUCUAUCGUACAUCACGCGAGGGACAAAACCGGACCACAUGGAUCAGCCUCACAAUGGCCAAAAAUUACAAAUUUCAAAAAUCCAUUAACGCGCUUUUUUUCCCCCGCCGGUGUAUUAUUUAUGGAUUCCGUAGUGCUUGUCUAGUUGAAAAUGCCACUUUAUCUCAAUUAAUUUAUUCCAUGUUUACUUGAAUUGCGGAUGACAUGAGCUAUCAAAAUGUGUUUGAUACAAUAAAAUGUUUCAGUUGGUGAUGUGUUCUGGUUUAUUACGA
Messenger RNA from Syngnathoides biaculeatus (alligator pipefish), 3499 nucleotides. RefSeq names its product protein phosphatase 1 regulatory subunit 1A-like. Gene Ontology annotation, biological process: intracellular signal transduction. NCBI's taxonomy places the organism in Eukaryota, Metazoa, Chordata, Actinopteri, Syngnathiformes, Syngnathidae. The record is from RefSeq and is a predicted model, not a curated record. The coding region runs from base 21 to 851 and encodes 276 amino acids. Gene Ontology annotation, cellular component: cytoplasm. Gene Ontology annotation, molecular function: protein phosphatase inhibitor activity. The transcript is spliced from 8 exons.